CGUCCGGCAGUAUUGCCAAAAAAGGUACGACGGCAGUCGCUUUCGCCUCCCGAGGAUCCAUCGGACACCAGUUUGUCUUCUCAGCAGCCACCGACCAGCUUUUUUUCUUCACCCAAGAAUACUACAGUGCAGAAGAACAGUAGCAAUCGUGUUGCCUCUGCAGUGAGCGACUGCGAACGAAUCUCAUCAGAGCCGAAUGUCACAGGUAGCAAAUCGGAGACAGGCAGCAGCAAUCCCAACACAGAUCGGCCAACAAAUAACAAUGUUUCUAGCCUGAAUAGUCGUAGCUUUUCUGCGAUCCAACCGAGCCGCGAUUGGUCUGAGGAGUUUCCAGCACCACGUUCUUUGGAAGAAUGCGAUAAAUAUUACAGCAAAUUUCUGCUGUAUUUUUGCUUUCUUCCUCUUCGUGCUUUGGGCUGGAACGACUUGCUGCUGCUCACGGUUGAGCUGUUUCAGGAAGAAUACCCAAAGUAUUUGACGUAUUUCAAUUAUCUUACGAAAGUUGCGAAGGAAUUCAGUGAACUGGAGAAAAAAUUGCAUCAGGCAGAACCACGUUCCGCCGAACGUCAUGAGGUUAAUCACUCAUUUUUGGCUGAUUACAUCUCGGAGUCGUACAAACAUAGUUUUUUGGUUGGGCGCUAA
Gongylonema pulchrum is the source of this 642-nucleotide messenger RNA. NCBI's taxonomy places the organism in Eukaryota, Metazoa, Nematoda, Chromadorea, Rhabditida, Gongylonematidae. The record is from the annotation of a GenBank genome assembly.